AUGGUUAUGGGGGAAUACCAUACGGUAAGUGUCAAAAGCCUCGCUACCUCGGCUGGGUGUUACUUUUUGAUUGUAUGUUAUCCAUUCUCGAUUUGUGGCUUAAAGGAUUUCGUAGUCAUUUUAUAGCAAACAAAAACUUUGUUUCUCGAGUAAGAACGUUCAAUAAUAAUUCAUUGCAAAAGAAUUUAUUAAUGAAUCUAAAAAGAGCAUAAGCCACUGUCUAGAUUUCUAUGCGGCCUAGUGACUCUAAACAAGAAUUAGAAAAGUCGGUUUGAAAUGUAUCUUUAACACCCAAAUUAACUUAUAAACUCAGAACCUAAACCCAAAGGGGUUAUCUGAAAGGUAUCUGUGAUCUGAUCACGAACGUUGGUGGUUGGACAGUCUUUCAAAAACGGUUAGAUGGCUCCGUUGAUUUUUUUCGCAACUGGGAAUCAUACAAAAAUGGGUUUGGAGAUCUAAAUAAGGAGUUCUGUCUUGGAAACGACAAUCUUCACCGUUUAACAUUUUCCGAAGAUGUCAUGCUUAGAGUUGACAUGGAGGACUUCGACGGUAACAUAAAAUACGCUGAAUAUACAACAUUUCAGGUAGCUGACGAAGCAGACAAGUAUCGCAUUUUGAUUGGAGGAUACAGUGGUACGGCUGGUGACUCGUUGACAUAUGCCUCCGAGGUGAACAAAAUCGCAAGGUAGGUUGGAAUCCGAGGAAUCUUUGCUUAUGGGGUCCGGAACCCUGGAAAUAUUUGCUUUUGGGGUCCAGAAUCCAGGGCUUCGGAAAAUAUCACAAGCAAUCUGGAUCCCACUAGUGACUGUAAUCUGGAAUCCAAGUUCCACUGACAACGAAACCGGAAUUCAGUAGCCGGAAUCCGGAAUCCUCCGCUUGGAAUCCAGAAUCCAAGACUAUCUUGGAUUCCUUUACAAGGGGCCAGGCACGCGAAUAAGCCCAAGAGAGACAUUGCACCAUCCAAGUCUAUUGUGGAUAAAAAUACACCUAAUCUAAAUAUGUGAAUUAAUUUUCUCCACAGUAACAUGCAGUUUACAACCAAAGACGCAGACAAUGAUCUUAGUCCCAUUAGCUGCGCCCAAAGACAUUCCGGAGGAUGGUGGUUUAACAGGUGUAGUUCGGCAAAUCCCAAUGGAUUGUAUCAUAAUGGUCCUUAUAGCGGCCAAUAUUCCGAUGGAGCAAAAUGGGUCACGUUUAGAGGACAUUUCUAUUCACUGAAACGCAUUGAGAUGAAACUAAAACCUAAAACGUAAAAAUCUGAUUCCUUCAGAUGUCAAUGUGUUACGAUAACAUUUUGAAACGAUGUAUUCUUAUAUAGAUGUGAAAACCUUUUUAAAGAUUAAACUCUAACAAAUGUUUUGAACGGUUGGGGUCUCUUGGUUUAAUUUUAUACUAAAUGGUAAGGCGGUGGACCUUCGUAAAGUUUAUGGUUUGUUCUUGUGUUUGUUUUCCAAAGGAAACAACUAUAAACGCGAUCGAAUUUAUUCUAAGCGCAAACCAUUUCUUUAUUCGGCUAGUAAGUAACCUUUGCAACAAACCUUUCAAAUCCCAUCGAGUAGCUUGGUAGCCCACUUCUUUAGCAUCCUCGGAGACCCAGGGGCAGUUAGUCGGGUCGAUAAAAUGUCUGUGGUGAAAGUUUACUGUAAGAUCGAGACGAGCCCCUGGGCACUUACUCUGACCGAACCAGUUCCAGAAGCGUUUGAAUUGCCUGCUUCUGAUUGGCCAGAAAAAAUUUUUUCUGGCCAAUCAACGAAGAGAAGCUGCCGGGUGACUCUCGUGUUUUCUUACACGACGUAGUUUUCUCAUCAAUCGCCAUAGUCGCGUUAGAGCGUUCAACGGGGAAAGUUUCUCGAGGAAAGUUUCAGAACAAAAUGUUAACAACCCGCAAAAAUUGCAACCUUUAGCACGGCUACAAGAAACAAACACUCUCCGAUGAAUCUUUAGUGCGGAUUUUUCCAAGGUAUCGUAAAUUUUUAUUGCUGAUACGAUACGCGAUGCAUGACUUUCACUUUCCACACCUUAAUUUGCUCACAUCGUCUAGUAUACAACGCCAAGCUUACAUUUUAGACGUCCAUGUUCGUUGCACGACUUCUGAAACUUUCUACAGAGUGAAAAUUUCCGUUGCACGGGCCACGCAACUACGUCGAUUGAUCGUGGGAACUGCCGGCUAGCUGCAGUGCCUAAUCUUCUUGCUUUCGCUCCAAACUCCUUUCGAAACUUUUAAGCUUAAAAGCUUACAGCAGUUGACCGUACGAAUUCUGCCGAAGUUGAUAGUAGUGUUAACUUUAGAUUCGAAACAGUUUCAAUGGGAUUGAUAUCCCCCCUUCAGGACCCUCAUUAUACUUAACAGUAGAUCUGGCUUUUAUUCAAGGAUGCUCAGUAAUCUUAUGUCUAAAAGCUGACAGACACUUCACCAGAAUUAUCAUGUUUUUUAUCACCAUUUAUUGACAACUGAGAGCUGAUGAAGUAAGCCUUGUGACUGCUCAAGAUAAUAGUGCAAUUGAACAUUUACAUAUUAUAAAUGGAAAAACACCCCAUAAUACAGAACUACAGAUGCCAUUACAUGAAUUUUAUUUUUAAGCUGUUGAGAAUUUUUUUUUUUACUUUUUUAUUGGAGUUCACAUGUCUACUUAUAAUACUGCUGGAGUUAUGUAUAUACUAGGGAGCUAUAAUAUAUUAUUUUAUUUUAAUUUGUUAAUAAAUAUUUAUGCUGCGGUAUUUGUUGGUGAUUCUUUCUGUCCCAAAGGGGUUGUUUUACUAGGUGGCCAACAUACAUACAUACAUACUUUAUAGUUACCUCCCCAAAGGGGUUUUUCGGGAACAAUGAUUAUAUUACAUGAUUUAUAAUAACUAAUUACAACACUUAACCAAAUACUAAUUACAAUGUUAGCUAAUUACUAAUUACAAAUGUCUUAAACUUAACUAAGAAGUAUUUUCAAAAUUAUCUAAAAGCUGGCUCCUUAAGGAUUGUUUAAAAAUUUCAACAGAUGAGCUUACCUUAAGAAAAGAUUCCAAAUUGUUCCAAAGUUUAACAGUCCUGUAAUAAAAGGUUCUCUGUCUGGAGACAGUUCUGAAUAGAGGGAUGUUUAGCUCUUGGCUACUCAGAGUUACAAGUAUACCUGAGUAUAUUAUUUGAAAACUGUCUAGAAAAAUGGGGUGUGCAUUAUAUUCGGGUGCACAUUAUACACAAGUAAAUGUGGUAUACCUACACAUAACAUACAAAAACUGUUUUCCAACACUAUCUGGAAAAAAGGGAACUGUGCUGAAAUUGUCUCUUACUGUUUUCGAUAAUUCUAAAAGUCUUACUUCUUUUAGAUUUUAUUAAGUGUACAAUCUGCAGAAGAGAAAAAACUCCUUCCUUUUUUUAUGACAGUAAUGAAAACAGCAGAAUCAUUCCAAGCCACUUAUGUUGCGACAUCAGUGCCAAAGACUGUUAGUCUGCUUAAAGAAAAUCAAGAUGAUCUUUGACAGGAAUUUCAAGAAUCAAAUCUUCACUGCUUGUAUUCUAGAAUUUGUAUUCUCUGAUUGUCGUUUCCCUUCUCCGAAGAUAUUCAUUAAAAAACAAACUUGUUGAUCGAAUGACAAAACUAACAUCCGUUAAGUUGUGUUCUUGCUCAUGUCUUGCUGUGUUUUUAGGCAAAAGUUCGGUUUUUUCAUCUCAUUUCGAGACAUUUUCGGAAGACGAAAUUUGAGCGAUAAAAGAAGCAGUCGUACAAACAAAUACCAAGAGAGCAACGAGCUUUGGCUUGUCGGUGUUGACUGGUAGGUAGAAAAUUUUCAUGCUGAAUUAUAUUUGCAACAAAAUCGUAAAAAUGCACUUGAAAAAAUCCCCGAAAGGUUUGUAAGUUGUAAAAAAACUUCCUACCCCACGACCACCAGCAUAAUGAUGUAAACAUUGAUAUCAGUGCUGAAUUUUGAGGGCCGAAUCGCAGACGUUUCAUCGGCGAAACGUCCCCAGCGGAAUGGAAAGAGAAGAGACGGCUUUGCUCGCAGGCUAUUAAUUUAAUAUAACCCUAAAACUACUUGAAAACGGACACAACGUUGGGCCAACAAAGUUGGGAGUUGAUGCGUCCGUGUUGGUGUGCAAACGGAUGCAGUGACUCCCAACAAUGCUGGGACCUACAUGUGCAUGCGUAGCCUCAACAUGUUGGAGGAGCUGUGCAAACGGGAUCCAAAAUUGUUGCGCUACGAUUCGGCGAUCACUGAACAAAAUAAAUGUUGGGAGUUGUUGGCUCAACAUUUUGACUGGUUUCAAACUUUGCGCAACAACUCCCAACAUCACGCAACAACAUGCAACAGGAUGUGCAAACGGACGUAACAUGUAACAUCCAACAAUGUUGGGAGUUGUUGGCCAACAAUGUUGUGUCCGCUUGCACGGGGCUUUAGUUAUUUUCCUUGCCUUUAAAACAGAGUGUCUGCGAGUCUAGCAACUUGGACCUUUGCGGCAACAAAGGAAUCUGCAUCCCAGACUACUCCAAAGACAGCUUUACAUGUAAAUGUGACAAUGGCUACACAGGAACACGGUGCGGUAAGUUACAAACGUCCCAUCCCCUAGGUCUUUUCCACACUGGGGGUUUGAAGAGGUAAGAUUCUGAUUAUUUUGCAUUAAAUGGGAAUUGAAGUUGUUUAUUUAUCUGUUAGCAUCUGAUUCUUCCCAAGUAGUCAUUUACUCGUUCUUAUUUUAAUUCAGUCUAAAGCUAGGGAGAUAAACGUUUUCUCGUAGUCCAAAGAAUAUUUAGCAAUUAAUGAAUAAGGCUGAGGAAAAGUUUCAAGGCUUCGUGGUCUUAAAGCUUAACACUAUGCACUCUGCUAACUGGAGCAAGACUAAUAAAUAUAAAACAUUUUUCAAUUUACUGUCAUAUGGAGCACCAAAAAUUCCGUUUUAAGGUAUUUUUUACUACAUAAAGCACUUUCCAAUUGUCCGUUGACGGUUUCAAAAGUGUCCGUUAUCCGUCUUAGAGAGAUUUCCGUCCAAUAAAGUUGUCCGUUAACAGAGAGUUGACUGUAAACCGAGGGGGUGAUGAAAGAAAUCGAGACAGUACUAGAGGGCCUAAGGUGGCUCGGUUAUCACAAAUUUUGUGUCAUAACUUUUUCGGCUUUAACGCAAAGGCUGCGAAAGUUUGAAAAGUCCGAAUAUACAAUGAUUUUUGGAAAGGGGCGUAGAAACUGUUUGACGAUGUGUCAGCUUGGUGCGCAUAUAUCAUACAGUUUACGACUCUUAUUUCAUCUCAUUUGAAUUAAGAGUUAUAAAACAGUUUCCAAAUAAUGAAAUUUGUCAAAGGUUAUCUGGAAAAAAAGUUCACACCCAAACUCUUUUGACUCUUUUACAUUCCAGAAUUCAUCAUAGAAGACUGCUCUAAACUUGGUCAAAGUGGUUUGGCAUCUACUGGAAUCUACUACAUCAUCCCAGAUGGUGGCAGCGUAAUACAAGUACUGUGUGACAUGACUACAAACAGUGGAGGUUGGACUGUCUUUCAGAGACGUUUAAACGGUUCGGUUGACUUUUUUCAGGGUUGGGAAUCAUACAAAAAUGGGUUUGGAGAUCUAAACGGUGAGUUCUGGCUAGGAAACGACAAUCUUCAUCGUUUGACAGCCUCUAGUGACGUCAUGCUAAGAGUUGACAUGGAGGACUUUGACGGCAACAUAACACACGCUGAGUAUACAACAUUUCAGGUAGCUGACGAAGCAGAUAAAUACAGGAUUACCAUUGGAGGAUACAAUGGUACGGCUGGUGACUCGAUGGUAGAUAACGGAGGGCAGACCCAAAGGCAAGCAAAUAUUUAGCUGGUAAUUGACCACUCCAGAAAAUACCACAACAUACUAUCAUGAUCUUUGUUUGUCACCCCAAAAUUUUGCAUAAGCAUUGUUUUCAGUUUCUCUUGGGCCAUUUUAACUCCCAAUAGAAACUGAAGACAAUGCUUAUGCAAAAUUUUGGGGUGACAAACAAAGAUCAUGAUAGUAUGUUGUGGUAUUUUAUGGAGUGGUCAAUUAAUUUGCAGCAACAGAAAAAGAAAAGGUCGAUACCGUGCCUAUAAGCUCCCCCACUUUAUUAUGAGCCAUCUCCAGUUAUAAACCAAUCUAUAGACCCGUAAACCAAAAAAUACAUCCGAUUACAAGCCUCCGGAUAUAAUUGAAAGGCCUGUUUCAAACGUCGUGCUACUGCCGUGCUAAGCUGACUCUACUGUAGCUCGACUGCAGCACGACACUAGCACGACUUGGUUUCAGAGGUCGAAUUUAAUUCAGUCGAAUAGAACGGCUGUUGCCUAAAACAAAACACAAAAAUAAAGAAACGGGUUAGGAAACUUUUAAAUGUAUUCUAAUGUAUUUAUGAUUUAUGAAUUGAGUUCGACACGGCAGUAGCGCGACCUUUGAAACCAAGUGGAGCUACUGCCGUGUAGCACGGCAACGCUUGCCAUGCUACACGGCAGUAGCACGACUUGGUUUCAAGCGCCGCACUACUUCUGUGCUUAAGUCGAUUUUAAUUCGAUCAAUUUAGUUCGGCACGGCAGAAGCACGACGUUUGAAACCGGCCUAAGCGCCUUACAAAUCUAUUGAAUUCGAUUUAUUAUCAAUGACAUUUUAAAGCUUAAUUAAAAACCAGUAAAUGCCAAACGUAUUAAGACUGCUAUAUCUUGUUUCAAAGCGCUGUUUCUAUUUCGGUAAUAAAACACCUCGGAUAUAGCCACUCCGUUUAUAAGCCCUUCUAAAUUCCCUACGAAGAUGUUUAGGCCCAGGGAUAAGCGGCAGUUAAAGGACGUACUAUCAAAUCAGCAGUCCUUCAUAUACUUUCUUCAAAGCCCACCUUACACCGCUGUUACAAGUCUUUUUACCCUUACAAUAAGUGAUCGAAAACGCUGACCACCUCAUAGAUAGAUACCUUCUCUCUGAUAUUCAAACCAUUUUAUUAAUUUGUAGAGUCAAGUAGACUCGUAAUCGACCACAGCCACAUAAGUGGCAUCUGUAUCUUGACUGCAGGUGUAGCAGUGAGCUGUAAUGCACAAAGCCUUUACUUCGGAAGCAUGAUGCGUAUUACUCGAAUCACACCAUGUUGGGCUGGGGAGUUUUGCUUGCGGAAUCUGGAAUUAGUAGAAUUUCGCAUGUGGAAUAUGGAGUUCUGGGUUUUAGAAUCCGGAGUCCAGCUCAAGGAAUCCGGAAUCCCACAAACAAUUGGAAUCCGAAAUCCAAGUUCCAAUUAAAAAAAAAAGGUGAGGAAUCCAGUACUGGAAUCUGGAAAUCCACGGCGUGGAAUCCAGACUCCAAGACCGUCUUGCAUUCCCUUACAUGCAUGGGGCGACUCGUAAAUUUGAAAUCCACCUCGAAAUCCUUUCUUCAAAUCCUUACGGUAAAUAGAUAACCUCCUGACAAACAAAUCUCUUUGUUUGAUUUGUGCCAUUAUCAAACUGUGACUUUUUUCUGCAGUAACUUACAGUUUUCAACCAAAGAUGUCGACAGUGAUCUGCACCCUGACAAUUGUGCUGUUUUACUCAGUGGAGCAUGGUGGUACCAUUCCUGCAGUUGGGCCAAUCUAAAUGGUUUGUAUCGUCGAGGAUCUUACAACACCAGCUACUUGCCCCAUGGAGUAAAAUGGGUCACGUUUAGAGGACAGUAUUAUUCUUUGAAACGCACUGAGAUGAAAUUAAAGCCUAAACCAUAA
This is a messenger RNA of Porites lobata, 7654 nucleotides long. The record is from the annotation of a GenBank genome assembly. NCBI's taxonomy places the organism in Eukaryota, Metazoa, Cnidaria, Anthozoa, Scleractinia, Poritidae.